GCCUCGCAGGCCUUCGCCCAGAACGUGCUCUCCAAGGCGGACGUGAUCCAGGCCACCGGCGACGCCAUCUGCAUCUUCCGGGAGCUGCAGUGCCUGACGCCGCGCGGGCGCUACGACAUCCGCAUCUACCCCACCUUCCUGCACCUCCACGGCAAGACCUUCGACUACAAGAUCCCCUACACCACCGUGCUGCGCCUCUUCCUGCUGCCGCACAAGGACCAGCGGCAGAUGUUCUUCGUGAUCAGCCUGGACCCACCGAUAAAGCAAGGCCAGACCCGCUACCACUUCCUCAUCCUGCUCUUCUCCAAGGACGAGGACAUCUCCCUGACCCUCAACAUGAAUGAGGAGGAGGUGGAGAAACGCUUCGAGGGGCGGCUCACCAAGAACAUGUCUGGCUCGCUGUACGAGAUGGUCAGCAGGGUCAUGAAGGCGCUGGUCAACCGCAAGAUCACCGUGCCCGGCAACUUCCAGGGGCCCCCCGCCCACAUCCGCUUCGACGAGAUCUCCUUCGUCAACUUCGCCCGGGGCACCACCACCACCCGCUCCUUCGACUUCGAGAUCGAGACCAAGCAGGGCACCCAGUACACCUUCAGCAGCAUCGAGAGGGAGGAGUACGGCAAGCUCUUCGACUUCGUCAACGCCAAGAAGCUGAACAUCAAGAACCGAGGCCUGAAGGAGGGCAUGAAGCAGAGCUACGAUGAGUACGCGGACUCUGACGAGGACCAGCACGAUGCCUACUUGGAGAGGAUGAAGGAAGAGGGCAAGAUCCGGGAGGAGAACGCCAACGACAGCAGCGACGGCUCUGGGGAGGAGACGGAUGAGUCCUUCAACCCUGGGGAGGAGGAUGACGACGUGGCUGAAGAGUUUGACAGCAACGCCUCGGCCAGCUCCUCCAGCGGCGACGGCGACAGCGACCGCGACGAGAAGAAGCCGGCCAAGAAGGCCAAGGUGGCCAAGGACCGCAAGCCCCGCAAGAAGCAGCUGGAGAGCAAGAAAGGGAAGGACCCCAACGCUCCCAAGCGGCCGAUGUCUGCCUACAUGCUCUGGCUGAAUGCCAACCGGGAGAGGAUCAAGUCAGAGCACCCUGGCAUCAGCAUCACAGACCUGUCCAAGAAGGCCGGGGAGCUCUGGAAGGCCAUGUCCAAGGAGAAGAAGGAGGAGUGGGAUCGCAAGGCGGAAGACGCCAGGAGGGACUAUGAGAAGGCCAUGAAGGAGUAUGGCAUGGGCAGCAAGUCGGAGAGCUCCAGAGUGGAGAGGUUGAAGAAGAAGAAGAAGAAGCAGGAAAAGCAGAUGAAGGGGAAAGUGGAGAAGAAAGGUUCUACGUCCAAGUCCUCAUCCUCCUCCAAGUACCCUGCCAAGAACACGAGCGAGAACUUCAAGAGCAAGGAGUUUGUCUCCAGUGAUGAGAGCUCCUCGGCAGAGAGCAAGAAGGAGGACUCAGAAGAGGAGGGGGUGGCCAGUUUACCCCCCAGCUCAGAGGACUCGGCAUCAGGCUCAGAUUAG
Molecule: messenger RNA, 1503 nt
Organism: Merops nubicus (carmine bee-eater)
Lineage: Eukaryota; Metazoa; Chordata; Aves; Coraciiformes; Meropidae
Gene: SSRP1
Product: structure specific recognition protein 1
Exons: 12
Cellular component (GO): FACT complex; nucleus
Molecular function (GO): DNA binding; nucleosome binding; histone binding
Source: RefSeq, a predicted model, not a curated record